AUGGAACAGGUGCUGCGCAAGCUAGAUCGACCUGAAAGACCUGCUAUUAUAGGAAAAUGGGGGCGAGAAACAACCAAACUAGAUCUGGCAAUGGAGUUGUUGACCUUCGAGCUGUGGAUGCUGAUUGGGGAAAUGAUUUCAUCAAAGUCUUCACUGCUAUCCCUCAGCUUGGUUUGCCGACAAUUCCAUUCGAUUUUCACACCGAUGCUCUUUUCCAGAAUCAAAUGCACCAACAUUGAAUGGAUCGUGUCCGACGAUUUCCUGCAAUUUCUGUCCACACCGCAUGUUCGACACGUUCGAGAAUUGACCUUCAUUAUUGGUGGUGAUUGGCUCAGUGUACUCUGGCCUAACAGCGAAGACGUUAUCGUGUGCUUGCUCAAUAGGAGAUUGGUCCAGUGUUUCAUCGCGAUGCCAAACCUCACAUCUUUUACCUUUGGGGAACCGAUGGCAAAAUUGACAAUAAGGGAGGAAUCGGAAGGGGUGGGCAUGCUCCCUAUAUACAACAAGACUCUGCUGGCGUUGCGGCAGCAUAGCCCACGACUACGCCACUUGUCGAUAACAUUCCCGUCCAGUGGGGAUCAUCUUCUUGACCUAGAAGAAAACACGUGCGAUACAGAAUCUGAAGAGUUCAAGCAUUACGAGCAAAUGACUGAUGUGCCAAGUAAUCUGGAGGGCCUUGUAUCAACCCUUGUUGCGUCACCAAAUCUUCACGGGCUUGCUCUUGGAUUGAAUGACUUGGCGCAGGUGAAAGAUUUCUUCCCUAGGCUCUGCAAAAGCUAUGCCGCGGCAGGUGGCCACCCUUUGUUACUGAAACGCCUCUCUUUCAGCAGAGGAUGCAUGCCCUAUUCAGACGAGAUCUCACACAUUCCACUACUCUGUGACCUCGAUGUCCUGCAGAGCACCUACAUGUCCAAUGAGUUCACCAAAGAUUAUACCAGAAAGUAUCUAGAUUUCCUUUGCCCUGAAAAGCAGAUGGCUUGUCUUGCUCUUUCAGAUCCUUCCUGGUGCCGUUCUAUCAGACGUAUCUCCGCCAAGUGUUUGGACGAUGGUUUCUUCAGCUUGAUCAGAAGGAUUGGGCAGGAUACCACCAUAGCACCUCAUUUCAUGAGUGAGAUGACUUUCACUAAUUGCAACUUCAAAGAUAUCGCCCCGAAAAGAUUCAAUAUUGACCCCGACAAACAGAUGUAUUGGCCUAGGGUUUUCUCCGUCCAGUAUCCAGCUCGCAAAGAGGAUAUAGAGACUUGCAUACACCCUGUAAUCCUCGAGAUAUCUGGUUGGCGAGGUCUAGAGCGACUUCAUUUCCCAAGUGACAUAGGGAACUAUGAAGAAAGGAAACUAAUCUCAAACUUAACAAAAUCACUGGGUCAAAACCUGAAGGUUCUCUCACUCUAUGCACCAAGAAAGUACCCGCACACACCAUUUCUCCCCGACAAGGACUUUUAUUGCAGCCUUUGCCUCUACGAGGAAAAUUGCACUACUGGGGAACGUACUAUAUUCGAUGAAAGAGAUGCUGUGCUUCACCAAGACCUGGAAGGCUCGAACCGGCUUCGGUAUGCUAAACCUCUGUGUUUGGAUAGCAACCUGGUGUAUCUUGGCAUAUUCGACUGCUAUUACCGCAUCUACAAGGACAUCGUUAGAGAUAACGACAAUCGGCCUUUCAAAGUGGCUUGGAUGCAGUCCGUAGCAAAUUAUAAAGCUGAUGAAAGGGGUGAAGAGGUCUUCCAAUCACUUUUCUACGGUGAUCUAAGCGGGAUGCCCAGUCUUCUUUGA
Aspergillus wentii DTO 134E9 is the source of this 1770-nucleotide messenger RNA. RefSeq lists its product as uncharacterized. The record is from RefSeq and is a predicted model, not a curated record. Lineage: Eukaryota; Fungi; Ascomycota; Eurotiomycetes; Eurotiales; Aspergillaceae. The transcript is spliced from 5 exons. Bases 1 to 1770 code for a protein of 589 amino acids.